Hemibagrus wyckioides is the source of this 20456-nucleotide messenger RNA. RefSeq names its product DCN1, defective in cullin neddylation 1, domain containing 4 (S. cerevisiae) (gene dcun1d4). Gene Ontology annotation, molecular function: cullin family protein binding; ubiquitin conjugating enzyme binding; ubiquitin-like protein binding. Gene Ontology annotation, biological process: protein neddylation; positive regulation of ubiquitin-protein transferase activity. The record is from RefSeq and is a predicted model, not a curated record. Gene Ontology annotation, cellular component: ubiquitin ligase complex. NCBI's taxonomy places the organism in Eukaryota, Metazoa, Chordata, Actinopteri, Siluriformes, Bagridae. Bases 121 to 963 code for a protein of 280 amino acids. The transcript is spliced from 11 exons.
GCGUGGCCAGGAAAUCCGACGUCCACCUGAAUCGUUCGUGGGCGUGGCUGACACUGGCAUGUCCCGCCUCCUGGCCGGUCUGCAGAUUCGCACACAAAUACAGUUGAGUGUUUCAUAAAAAUGCACUCAGAUGCGACAAAUUUUCAGCUGAACUCCCACUUGUCCACACUGGCCAGCAUCCACAAGAUCUACCACACACUGCACAAGCUGAACCUGACUGAGGACGUUGGGCCAGACACUCACUCCACAGCCUGCUGCUCCAAAGCCAUGCCCCCGAGGAAAAAGAGGAGGCCCACUGCAGGAGAUGACCUGUCUGCAAAGAAGAGUCGCCAGGACAACGUCUACAGAAGACAGGAGUCAUCACAUAUCCAGGAAGCUGAAGCGUUCUCCAGUAAGAGAUGUCUGGAGUGGUUUUAUGAAUAUGCAGGUUGUGAUGACGUGGUUGGACCAGAAGGCAUGGAGAAGUUCUGUGAAGAUAUUGGAGUGGAACCAGAGAAUGUGGUGAUGCUGGUACUGGCUUGGAAACUGAAUGCUCAGAGUAUGGGCUACUUCACCCUGCAGGAGUGGCUUAAAGGAAUGGGUUCACUGCAAUGUGAUUCAACUGAAAAACUCAGGAACUCUCUGGACUACCUGAGGUCCAUCCUCAACGAUGCCACGAGUUUUAAACUCAUUUACCGAUACGCCUUUGACUUCGCCCGGGAGAAGGAUCAGAGGAGUUUAGAUUUAAACACUGCCAAGUGCAUGCUGGGACUUCUACUGGGGAAAACCUGGCCACUAUUUCCUGUGUUUAACCAGUUUCUAGAGCAAUCCAAGUAUAAAGUAGUAAAUAAAGACCAGUGGUGCAAUGUUCUAGAGUUCAGUAGGACCAUUAACUUGGAUCUCAGCAACUAUGAUGAGGACGGGGCUUGGCCAGUUUUGUUGGAUGAGUUUGUGGAGUGGUACAAAGACCGGGAGAUGUCAUAGCAACAACCGUCAUUGCCUCUACCAUCACCAACAUCUAGAAACUAAUCAGCGACAGGCACCGUGGCAUCAGUGACAGAAAUGACUUAGAAAUGGUCCUUACAAACAAAACAAAUUAACUGGACCAGGUGGGGCAAACUGUAGGUAUCCUGCCAGUGAAUUUUGUGCGUGUGUGUGCGUGUGUGAGAGAGUGUGAGAGAGAAUAAGUGAAAGCGUUUCACAGUGUAACGUUCACAUGUUGCCCUUCUCAUAAGGGUUAUGUGUGAGCGUCAUCACUGAUGAUAAAUAGGUAAAACAGCACCUCAAGCCCUAAAUUCUUACCUGAUGUCCCGACCAACCUGCAAUGCAUCAUGGGAAAGCACAUAGCCAAGCUCAGUGCCGCUCCCUGCCACCCUACAGUACUGUGACAUGUCUAACUGUGAAUGUUUGAAAUAGGUGUUUAAGAUGGGUGAUCUGUGAUAUUCGACAUGGUAGGAUUUAACUCCUAAAUCCCUAAAUAGUUCCCUUUUUGUGCUAACUGAUUAAACAUUAUGGGGUCGUGUCAAAUACAGACUCGGAAGAAUCAAUAAUGAUUUUAAAAAGAAAAAAAAAAACGUAGCCAUUGCUGCUGAUGAUCAUCUGCCCAAACAUCAGAUGUUCUGACAGAACAUCUCACCUGUUACAUUACAUUAAAUCUUAAAAAGACUCACAUGUUACAGUGCAAAGUUUUACAAGAGAAAUAUUAAUAAGACAGCCUUUCUUUAAACAACCAGAUUAAUCACAGACGAGAGCAGGGUUUUAUUAACUGUGAACUAGUCAUAAAAAAAAAAGUCCUUACAGAACGUUUUCUAAAGCGCUUAUUGCCGUUUCAUUGUCCAGAUGAUCUUAAUCUGAUCAAUUACACGAGCUAAUUGUACAAAUUUAUCAUAUAAUGACAUAACACAUAACAGUCCCUGCCAUUAAGCUGUUUAUUUUCUCCUUAAAGGCUCAUUUGACCACUUUAAUUUAUCAUCAUUCUUCCUCGUUAAGUCCACAUCUUUAAAUAACACAUCAUUUAGCUCCGUGCUGUAAAAUCACAGACGUUGCCUGGCUUGGCUGUUGUUCUGCACAAAAAAUGCCAGAGGAGGUGACGGUUAAAUACUGACUUUUAUUUUCAUUUGUUAUCUUUCAAGUUACGAAUUUGUGGCCACCAUACAAACUUGCAGAUCGCUCUGUUAGAGACAGAUCUCUUCUGUCUUUCUGUUUUGUUUUUUGUUGUUGUUGUUAUUACAGUUAUAACAACAUCUGUAACAAAAAAAAAAGUGGAGGCUAAAAAUAUUUGUCCUUCAUUGGACCGAGUAAUGUAACAGGAUUUUGAUAUUAAAAAAAAAAAAAAAAGUUUGAUAUUUCUUGGGCAAUAUGCUAAAAAAUCUUCCAGUGUGCCAACAUUAAGAGAGGAUUAUUGCUAUGAAGUUGUUUUGCUUUUAUUUUUUAUUUUUCCCUCUAUUAAGAAAGCUUUGUUACGACGUUCGAGUGAGACAUUAAAAGCUUUUUAAAAGAAAUUUGCACACAAGUCUCCAGAUUGCCCUGGGUCACUACACUUCUAUAGAUGAUGUAAAAUGUUUAUAUCAGUCUCCUAUCAGAGCUGUAUGUGUCAUUGCCCCCUAAGUCUUUUUUUUUUUUUUUUUUACGCCCUUAUCGGUGCGCACUUAUACUUUUAUGCUCUCCACUUGGGUACUUGGACUCAGGCUGAUUUACGUUAAUGGAUCACCCACAGACACGGUUUGUUCUGCCUGCCUGUUGUUCCGAACAAGUGUUCCUUCAAUUCCCGUAUUACACAGAUAAAAUGGCAGGUUGAGGCCGUUUCUUGAAGUGGGAGAGACAUGUGACGGGGAAACAAGCUUCCACAACAAGACCGUAAAAGCCCAUAGUGACUGUUGCAUAGCAACCGUUUAACAUUCUAGUUACAUUUGUAAAAUGUUCAGUUUCGUCUCUGGCUGUGGUGUGAAGCUAACUGGUCAUCUGAGUGGACAAAUAAGUGCAUGCGUACUCCAUGCAGAGCUGUCUGAGUAUAAAUGAUUUUUUUUUUUUUUUUUUUUUUUUUUUUUUGUAAAUGUUACGGUUCUUUGUACAGGUAUUUGUGAAUUUAUUGUGCUGAAUUUUUUUUUUUUCCACAGCCAUGGAGUCAUUGUUUUAUGAAAAUCAUGAUUGUCAUGGUAUCUAACGCUUAAAUACACUUUCAACCUCAUUUGCUGAAACGUUUCUGUUUGCUUUUUUUAAACUUCACCAUUUUCACCCAGAAGCCAUUGCAGAACCUCAGUUUAUCCACAACUCAUGUUGAAUUUAAGCGCUUGCAAGAUUAACAUCAUGAAAAAAACUAGAGCGGCCAAUGUUUUGGUUUUUCUCAUAGAACUCACUAACAAAUACGAUGCAAAAACCAUAAAUUUUAAUAAAUAGGUUGUUAGAUGUAGUUAGAAUAUGUAGGAGCUACAUGGCAUGACUAGAGUUAGGUAAUUACAGUUAGAAAAUCAGACUGGAAAAUUGUGUAAAUCUGUAAUAAUGUAAAUGAAGUAUAUGACUGGGAUAGUUUUACCAUUAGAUGUGUUUCUUUUCAUGUAUUAAAACUCUAACCACUGAACAUAUAAUAUCUGAGCACCACUAAAAGAGUAACAACAUCUUUGGGUUCAUGAUUUUGCUUUCCAGUGAUUACCAACUGUGUGUAUGCUUUUACAGCGUUUACAAGAAUAGGUGAGCUGACAUGAAAGAAAUUCCAUAUGAAGCCCUGAAUUUUGGGCGAAGCAACAAUUUUGUAGCGGUGAAUCUUUCUGAAUUCGGUUAAUAUCAGUAUUUUGGAAACAAACGACUAUGACGUGCAAUCUGGAGAUCGUGUAACCGGACACUACAUUUGUUCCUGUGGCAGUGUUCGAUUAGCAGAUCUCUGUGUUAUGACUGUUUUGUUAGCAAUGUUGGCUAACGCAGGUAGGAUUGGCUGACUAUCUCAUCUGACUGUGUAUAUAUGUAAUGAGUGUGUAUAUGUGUCUGUUUUCACUGUAACCUAUCUCUACAUUCAGUAUAUAAAGAGGUUUGUUAACGAAUUGUGCCAUUUUAUCUUUCAUACAUUUUUUGUGAAAAAUCUUGCAUUUGUUUUUGCCAUAGCACCCCCUCCCAUGUGCUAGGUAUAUGCUGCUAUCUGAGACCCAAGCAUGUUUUUCUACUGUAAUAAUUCUGCAUAAUAUUAAGAUAAAAACCAUACAUUUCCCAGGUGUGCUUAGAGUUUAAUUUUGACUCACAUUGCCAUAGAUAUUUAUUCUUUGCAUACAUUCCUUGUACUUUUGUGAACAAUAUCCAAAAAUAAAAAGAAACAACUACAAAAGAUAAAUGGUUAAAUUAAUUUAUAAAAUUGUGACAGAUCCUUAGCGGUGAGUAUGCAUGUCUGAAUAUUUAGUGUAUCACUAGAAUUAAACGAAAGUUACUAAAAUAUCAACUUUGUCUGAAUUAGUGACAUUUCUAAAAUCAGUAUUCUGUUAUGAUCUACUUAAACACAUACAUUAAUGUAUAAAAUUAAAUCAAAAAGUCUUUUUUACAUAGUUAAAUAGUUUAGGAAAUAUUAAUAAGGUCCCCUCAAAGGUCGCCUUGAACCUCAUCAAUCCCAAAGCACAGAAAUAACUCGGAUCUGAGGGCUGAGAUAUUCCUGUCAGUUUCGGCAACAUCUACUUCCUCAAAGUUUCCAGUGUCUUUCCUCCCUUUAGACACUCUGGGUUCAGCGUCAUCCUCCAUUAUUAACUGAGAAGCUUGCUUAUUGAUCACUUUCCUGAGAGGUGAAAGACUCAGAGUUCAGACUGAACCCAUCCAUUGCUCUUCUCUUCUGCUGAAACAACAAUCUUCUCCGUUCCUGCUUUUGACGGGCCAGAGAGGUGUCUCUCAGAUACUCUCUGAUGUCGUCUUUUCCUGGAGAAGCUGCAGGUUCAUCAGGGCUGGAUUGGGAUCCAUCCUGAAGUGCAGACUCUGUUGUUGAUAAUGCUAUCCUACUGCUUGCUCCAUGUGUUUUUGCAUAUUUCAUGUCACUAGAUGAAGAAUUCGAACUUGUUUGUCCGAAAACCUCUUCUGCUUGAAUAAAUACUUGAUCUGGCAGCCUGUAAACAUCCGGGUUUGAUGUAUACGGUGAUCUCUUUAGCUCUGGAAGUUGGUGUAACCUACUAGUUUCUGUGGUAACUUUCAUUCCAGAUGCCUCAUCUUGUAGCUGUGAAAGGUCUCUAGCAGUUCCUGGUGUUACAGUUGUUGUAAACAUCCUUGAUUCUGUUGAUUCUGAGAGAGAAGGAGACGGGUAAGGAGUCUGGGUAAGAGGUUCAGACUCCCUGAACUGACGGUAUCUAAUUAGCCUUGGUUCUCCAUCUGUUUGGCCAAAGGACCCAGUUUUCUUUGUAGGAAGUUUGAACACAUCCUCAGAUGGCCGGUAAUGUUCUGACUGCGUGAUAUGAACAUUUCUUUUUACUUUUGCCAGGUGAAUAAAAGAUAAAUCUAAUGAUCCAAAUACAGUAUCUGCAGCAUUACUUGAUUUAUCAUUUGCUGCUGUUUUGUGUUGAUACUCAGAUUGUGUAAAGACAGGAGCAUUUGUGGUCAUUUUCUCAGAUGGAGAUUGUGACUGAUGUGAGGGAUAAGGUUCAGAGUGUGUAAACUGAAUGUAUCUGUUGAGUCUUGGUAGUGAAUUAAGAUUUGUUCCUAGUUGACCAAGGAAACUGUCUUCUGUUACAGGAGGUUUGACUUCAGCCCUGGAUAAAUCUGAUCCCCAUAAGUCUGUUUUCUUCAUGACAUUGUCUGUGACUCCAUGGGUGUUGGGUGGAGUUGAAUGUUGUGUGAACUGAAUGUAUCUCUUCACCUUGGGCAGUUCUCCAAUAUCCAUUUCAUUAUAAAAAGUGUCUUCAGUGUUUGACUUGCUAUUAGCAAGCGAAGAACUGGAUGUCAGUAAUUCUGGUUUUGUCAAAAAUGGUCUAGCUGUUUGUCUGUCUAAAGACAGUGAUGAAGGCUGAGUAGAACUCUGUGAGAACUGAAUGUAUCUUUUCACUUUUGGUAUCUCAGAAGAUGCACCAAUUGGUCUAGAGAAAUUGUGAUCACCAGUAGCUGGUUGCAUAUAAUCUUCAGAUGCUAAAUCCUUUAUUUCUGAGCUAGCAUGUAUUGAUUUUUCUGUCCUGUUGACUAAAGAGUGCAUCACUGGAGGUUGUAAGUGAGGUUCAGCUCGUGUGAACUGAAUGUAUCUUUUCACCUUUGGCAGUCCUUCAAAUGAUGAACCUGUUUGAUCAAAGAAAUCGACUCUCUUAAUGGUGGGACUUCCUUUAUCAGCAGAUCCUGUAGUCUGCAAUUUUGUUGAGAAUGCUGGACUGACAUGUUCAGUAAUCACAGAUGUUGAGGUAGACUGAGAUGAAGGUUGAGGUUCAGUCUGUGUGAACUGAAUGUAUCGUUUUACUUUUGGCAUUUCAUUAAAAGACGUGUCUGUUUGUCUGAAGAAAGGGUCUUCCUUCAUGACUGUACUUUGUUUUUUCUGGAAUGAAGAAUCAGGGAUACUAGACUCUGUUUUUGUUGCCAACACUGGUGUGACUAUUUCAGUUUUGAAAAAUGGUAAUUCAGACUGAUCUUUGAUGUUUACAGGAGGCCGGGUUCGAGGAUAAGCUGUGGAUUGUGAAAAUUGAAUAUAUUUCUUUACCUUGGGCACUUCAUCAAGGGAUACAAGUUGCCCAAAGAAGUUGUCUUGCUUUUUUGGAAGGAUGUCUUUGUCAGAUAAAGAACUGGAUCUAACAGGGUUGAUAUCAACCCUGGAUAAAUCUGAUCCCCAUAAGUCUGUUUUCUUCACUACAUUAUCUGUGGCUCCAUGGGUGUUUGAAGACUUUGGUGGAGUUGAAUGUUGUUGUGUGAACUGAAUAUAUCUCUUCACCUUGGGCAGUUCACUAACAUCCAUUUUCUUAAAGAAAGGGUCUUCAGAAGAACUGGACGUCAAUAAUUCUGGUUUUGUCAAAACUGGUCUAGCUGUUUGUCUGUCUAAAGCCAGUGAUGAAGGCUGUGAGAACUGAAUGUAUCUUCUCACUUUUGGUAUCUCAGAAGAUGCACCAAUUGGUCCAAAGAAAUUGUGUUGACCAACAGCUGGUUGCAUAUAAUCUUCAGAUGCUAAGUCCUUCAUCUUUUGUUCUGAACUAGCAUGUAUUGAUUUUUCUGUCCUGUUGGAUAAAGUGUGCAUCACUGGAGGUUGUAUGCGAGGUUCAGCUCGUGUGAACUGAAUGUAUCUUUUCACCUUUGGCAGUUCUUCAAAUGAUGAACCUGUUGGACCAAAGAAAUCGACUCUCUUAAUGGUGGGACUUAUUUUAUCCUCAGAUCUUGUAGACUGCAUUUUUGUCAAGAAUGUUGGUGUGACACAUUCUGUAGUUACAGAAAGUGUGGGUGCAGAUUGUGUGAAUUGAAUGUACCUCUUUACUUUUGGCACUCCAUGCAGAGAUGCAUCGAUUUGCACAAAGAAAUUAUCUCCAGCACUGUGAGGUUUAACAGUGACCAGAGUUGUUUUUAUUUCAUGUGUUAUUUGUUCUUCACUUAGCGGAUAUCUUUUCUUUGAGGGACGGUAUUGUGAUGAAGUUUGGUAAUAAGAUUCCGAUUGUGAGAACAGAAUGUGUCUCUUUACUUUUGGCACGUCAGCAAAUAAUAUAGGUGUUUGCCCAAAGAAGGUGCCUCCCUGAAUGGUUGGAGUGAUGUGCUCAUGCACUGUUUGAGGCUCAGGUGGCCUGAACUGGACAUAUUUCUGUACCUUUGGCAUUACCUGCAGAGAUAUACUUUGUCCUUCAUAGGAAAUACUGAUUGUGUCAGAUGGAGAUUCCGUUUUUGACACUACAACUGGUGUAGAAACUUUGGGUGUCAGGUCAUUUGAGAUUUGUGAUUCGGAUGGUAAAAACUGACCAUACUGUUUUACUUCAGGUACUUCAGCAAACUGGAUGUAUCGCUGUACCUUUGGCAUUGCUUGCAGUAAUAUACUUUGUCCUCCAUAGGAAAUACUGAUAGUGUCUGGUGGAGAUUCUGUUUUGGACACUACAACAGGAGUAGCCACUUUGGGUGUCAGGUCACUUGAGAUUUGUGAUUCGGAUGGUAAAAACUGACCAUAUUGUUUUACUUUAGGAACUUCAGAAAACUGGAUAUAUCGCUGUACCUUUGGCAUUGCUUGUAGUGAUAUACUUUGUCCUUCAUAGGAAAUACUGACUGUGUCAGAUGGAGAUUCUCUUUUGGACACUACAACAGGAGUAGCCACUUUGGGUGUCAGGUCACUUGAGAUUUGUGAUUCGGAUGGUAAAAACUGACCAUACUGUUUUACUUUAGGAACUUCAGAAAACUGGAUAUAUCUCUGUACCUUUGGCAUUGCUUGUAGUGAUAUACUUUGCCCUCCAUAGGAAAUACUGAUUGGGUCAGAUGGAGAUUCUGUUUUUGACACUACCACAGGAGUAGUCACUUUGGGUGUUGAAUCACUUGAGAUUUGUGAUUCGGAUGGUGAAAACUGACCAUACUGUUUUACUUCAGGUACUUCAGCAAACUGGAUGUAUCGCUGUACCUUUGGCAUUGCUUGCAGUAAUAUACUUUGUCCUCCAUAGGAAAUACUGAUAGUGUCUGGUGGAGAUUCUGUUUUGGACACUACAACAGGAGUAGCCACUUUGGGUGUCAGGUCACAUGAGAUUUGUGAUUCGGAUGGUAAAAACUGACCAUACUGUUUUACUUUAGGUACUUCAGCAAACUGGAUGUAUCGCUGUACCUUUGGCAUUGCUUGUAGUGAUAUACUUUGCCCUCCAUAGGAAAUACUGAUAGUGUCUGGUGGAGAUUCUGUUUUUGACACUACCACAGGAGUAGUCACUUUGGGUGUUGAAUCACUUGAGAUUUGUGAUCCGGAUGGUGAAAACUGACCAUACUGUUUUACUUUAGGUACUUCAGCAAACUGGAUGUAUCGCUGUACCUUUGGCAUUGCUUGCAGUAAUAUACUUUGUCCUCCAUAGGAAAUACUGAUAGUGUCUGGUGGAGAUUCUGUUUUGGACACUACAACAGGAGUAGCCACUUUGGGUGUCAGGUCACAUGAGAUUUGUGAUUCGGAUGGUAAAAACUGACCAUACUGUUUUACUUUAGGUACUUCAGCAAACUGGAUGUAUCGCUGUACCUUUGGCAUUGCUCGCAGUAAUAUACUUUGUCCUCCAUAGGAAAUACUGAUAGUGUCUGGUGGAGAUUCUGUUUUGGACACUACAACAGGAGUAGCCACUUUGGGUGUCAGGUCACAUGAGAUUUGUGAUUCGGAUGGUAAAAACUGACCAUACUGUUUUACUUUAGGUACUUCAGAAAACUGGAUAUAUCGCUGUACCUUUGGCAUUGCUUGUAGUGAUAUACUUUGUCCUUCAUAGGAAAUACUGACUGUGUCAGAUGGAGAUUCUCUUUUGGACACUACAACAGGAGUAGCCACUUUGGGUGUCAGGUCACUUGAGAUUUGUGAUUCGGAUGGUAAAAACUGACCAUACUGUUUUACUUUAGGAACUUCAGAAAACUGGAUAUAUCGCUGUACCUUUGGCAUUGCUUGUAGUGAUAUACUUUGUCCUUCAUAGGAAAUACUGAUUGUGUCAGAUGGAGAUUCUCUUUUAGACACUACAACAGGAGUAGUCACUUUGGGUAUUGAAUCACUUGAGAUUUGUGAUCUGGAUGGUGAAAACUGACCAUACUGUUUUACUUUAGGUACUUCAGCAAACUGGAUGUAUCGCUGUACCUUUGGCAUUGCUUGCAGUAAUAUACUUUGUCCUCCAUAGGAAAUACUGAUAGUGUCUGGUGGAGAUUCUGUUUUGGACACUACAACAGGAGUAGCCACUUUGGGUGUCAGGUCACUUGAGAUUUGUGAUUCGGAUGGUAAAAACUGACCAUACUGUUUUACUUUAGGUACUUCAGAAAACUGGAUAUAUCGCUGUACCUUUGGGAUUGCUUGUAGUGAUAUACUUUGUCCUUCAUAGGAAAUACUGACUGUGUCAGAUGGAGAUUCUCUUUUGGACACUACAACAGGAGUAGUCACUUUGGGUAUUGAAUCACUUGAGAUUUGUGAUUCGGAUGGUAAAAACUGACCAUACUGUUUUACUUUAGGUACUUCAGAAAACUGGAUAUAUCGCUGUACCUUUGGCAUUGCUUGUAGUGAUAUACUUUGUCCUUCAUAGGAAAUACUGACUGUGUCAGAUGGAGAUUCUCUUUUGGACACUACAACAGGAGUAGUCACUUUGGGUAUUGAAUCACUUGAGAUUUGUGAUUCGGAUGGUGAAAACUGACCAUACUGUUUUACUUUAGGUACUUCAGCAAACUGGAUGUAUCGCUGUACCUUUGGCAUUGCUUGCAGUAAUAUACUUUGUCCUCCAUAGGAAAUACUGAUAGUGUCUGGUGGAGAUUCUGUUUUGGACACUACAACAGGAGUAGCCACUUUGGGUGUCAGGUCACUUGAGAUUUGUGAUUCGGAUGGUAAAAACUGACCAUACUGUUUUACUUUAGGUACUUCAGAAAACUGGAUAUAUCGCUGUACCUUUGGGAUUGCUUGUAGUGAUAUACUUUGUCCUUCAUAGGAAAUACUGACUGUGUCAGAUGGAGAUUCUCUUUUGGACACUACAACAGGAGUAGUCACUUUGGGUAUUGAAUCACUUGAGGUUUGUGAUUCGGAUGGUAAAAACUGACCAUACUGUUUUACUUUAGGUACUUCAGAAAACUGGAUAUAUCGCUGUACCUUUGGCAUUGCUUGUAGUGAUAUACUUUGUCCUUCAUAGGAAAUACUGACUGUGUCAGAUGGAGAUUCUCUUUUGGACACUACAACAGGAGUAGUCACUUUGGGUGUUGAAUCACUUGAGAUUUGUGAUCCGGAUGGUGAAAACUGACCAUACUGUUUUACUUUAGGUACUUCAGCAAACUGGAUGUAUCGUUGUACCUUUGGCAUUGCUUGCAGUAAUAUACUUUGUCCUCCAUAGGAAAUACUGAUAGUGUCUGGUGGAGAUUCUGUUUUGGACACUAUAACAGGAAUAGUCACUUUGGGUAUUGAAUCACUUGAGAUUUGUGAUUUGGAUGGUGAAAACUGACCAUACUGUUUUACUUUAGGUACUUCAGCAAACUGGAUGUAUCGUUGUACCUUUGGCAUUGCUUGCAGUAAUAUACUUUGUCCUCCAUAGGAAAUACUGAUAGUGUCUGGUGGAGAUUCUGUUUUGGACACUACAACAGGAGUAGCCACUUUGGGUGUCAGGUCACUUGAGAUUUGUGAUCCGGAUGGUGAAAACUGACCAUACUGUUUUACUUUAGGUACUUCAGCAAACUGGAUAUAUCGCUGUACCUUUGGCAUUGCUUGUAGUGAUAUACUUUGUCCUUCAUAGGAAAUACUGACUGUGUCAGAUGGAGAUUCUCUUUUGGACACUACAACAGGAGUAGCCACUUUGGGUGUCGAAUCACUUGAGAUUUGUGAUUCGGAUGGUAAAAAUUGACCAUACUGUUUUACUUUAGGUACUUCAGCAAACUGGACAUAUCUCUGUACCUUUGGCAUUGCUUGCAGUGAUACACUUUGUCCUUCAUAGGAAAUACUGAUUGUGUCAGAUGGAGAUUCUCUUUUUGACACUACAACAGGAGUAGUCACUUUGGGUGUCAGGUGGUCACUUGAGAUUUGUGAUUCGGAUGGUAAAAAUUGACCAUACUGUUUUACUUUAGGUACUUCAGCAAACUGGAUAUGUCUCUGUACCUUUGGCAUUGCUUGUAGUGAUAUACUUUGUCCUUCAUAGGAAAUACUGACUGGGUCAGAUGGAGAUUCUGUUUUGGACACUACCACAGAUGGUGAAAACUGAACAUACCGUUUUACUUUGGGUAGGUCAUCCAAGGAUGCAUCAAUCUUGGCAAAGAAAUUAUCCUCAGGAGAGAAUUUCUUUGAUUCAGUUUUCACAACUUCAGUAGGGAUGAUUUUUUCAGUGGAACGAGGUGGAGGUUGAAUUGGAGGAUAUGACUGACUUUGUGAGAAAUGAAGAUAUCUCUUUACUCGUGUAAUUGGAUCCAAGGUUUGAUCAAUCUUUCCAAAGAUACUGUCAUCAAUAGAUGAACUCACAUGAGACUCGCCUGAUUCGGAUAUUCUGUCUACUUCAGAUAUGGACUUCUGUUGAUGUGGAGAUUUGGGCUCGGACAUCGAGAACCGAAUAGAAUUUUUCAGCUUUGGUUGUCCGUCAAAGGCUUGUCCUAUUGUUACAAAGAAAUUUUCAUUUGUGGUGGGGCCGACAGUUUCUGAAGGUGUUAUGGGCUGUUUUUUGAAAGAUAACCCUAAGGAGCCCCCAGUUCCUUUACUGUUUGUGGUUGCUGUAUCAGGUUCUGGCUGGACGGCUUUCUUAGUUUCAGACCCACUUCGGUUAAACAGCCGUGCACUUAGUCCACUAAGACCUUUAAAUAUCCCUCUUUCUUUUUCUUUACUGCUCUUGACCUCUAUAUCUGUACUGCUUGAGGAGUUGUCAUAGUCCAUAUUAAGAAGGCUUUCUGGGCUUUUGACCGCUAUUGCAUCAGUGGUAGAAUCCUUAUCUUCUAAUCUUAUCUCAAGACUCCUGGGGUAUUCUCCUUGUUCAUCUUCAUCUUCUUUACUACUAGUAAGUGAUACAUCUUCCAUCAGGCUGGUGGCCUUUUGACUGGUCCUGUAAACAGGAUGCACAUGAUAUUGUGCAGGUUCAUCUUCAUAAUCACUAUUUGAGGAAGGAUAGGAUUCUUUGUACUCAGUAAACAGCUCAUCAUCAAAACUGUCCCCUUGAGUGUAAGUCAUGUGUAUGUCUGUUGGGUCCAGGGUAAUAGUGUCAUGUCUUUUGCCUGUUUUUGGGUUUUUAUUUUGGAUAUCUACUUCAGAAUCGGAAAAUCUGUUUUCAUCGUAGUUGAUGUCAUCAUUUUCUGAGUAGGAAAUCUGUGUUUCUAAUUCUUCAUCAUCCUCUGGGUUGACUUUGUGUUCUGUGGGUCCUCCUUCACUUUCUCCACUUUUACUUGAGUUACAGGAGCUUGGUCUAUCGGACAGUUCAUCUACAGACAUUUCUUUUUUAAUAUUUGGAUAACCAAGAGCAGCAACAUGUGAAACACGACUACUUGAUCUUGGAGAGCCCUCAGUGAAUGAAAAACUCUCUCCACUGUCAUUCCAUAAAUCUGGGUCCAGUUCAUCCACACUCUCUUCCUUCGAUUCGGACAUCUUCAAUGGAAAUGGGUCAGUAAUAAAUCCUGGUAUUGUUGCCUGCUGGUCGGUGCUGGUUUGUUCAUCUUCUUUGUUAUAUAUGCUGACUGUAGGGGAAUCUACACUUUGCUCAAUUGACUCUUUUAUCUCAUAAGAUUCUUGCUGUUCACCUGAGAGAGAGGAUGUGGGUGAAAUACUCUGGUCAAAUUCUGCAGUGUCUUCUGGGUCUGGGAUAUAUUCAAACUGCAUUCCUUUGCUACUUUCUGCAGUUAGGUUCUCAUAAGCUGUUGGGCUUGUCAUUUCUUUGUUUUCCUCUCUUAGUGGCACUUCUUUGUGCACUGCAACAUCUGUAUUGCUCCCAGAUGAAUUGCCUUCUACAGUGACAUAAUAUGGAACACCUCCUUGUUCAUGUAUUUCUGUAACCCCUCCAAAUGUCACUCUUGGACCUUCGUGCACUUCUUGUUCUUGGUCAUCUGUAUCUGUAUAGCCUUCGUUCACAUAUGGCCUCUGUGCAGUCGAGGAAGUCCGUGAGUUUGGAGGUGAUGUAGUAGACUUUCUCUUGCUUCGUAUUUGUUUGUAGCAUUUUUCCAGAAAUGGUCUUAAAACAACACCAAGUACAAAGGCCACAAUGAAUGUGAUGAUGACAGACAGAGAGACAGCUAAUGCAAACUGAGAUUGUUGGACAGCUCUUACAACUGGCACAUUCCUCUGUAUAUUGUCUUUAUCCACUGAGUUAAGUGCAAAUGAACCAAUUUGUGCUUCUCGGCGCAGUCUUCUAUCAUGAGCUCUUUUACGAACAUGUAGGCUGAAAACUGACACAUGCUCCUCCUGAUAUCCUGAGAUGCAGACAUAAAGUCCUGCAUCACGUUCUGUGGCUUUACUUAUAUGAAGGAAUCUUUGGCUGUCAGAGAUUUGGCCAUGGGGUGUCCACCAAUGAGUGUGCAUGAAAUCUGGAAAAAAAUAAAUAUAAUUUCAUAAUUAUGACCAAUAUACUAUGAGGGCUGUUAGUAAGCAGUACUGAUAUAUGAACAAUAGAACAUUAGAUGCCAUGUGAACAACUGAAUUAGUACCUUGGUUGGCAGUGCUACAGGAAAGAAUAAAUUCCAUCCCCUCAUCUACAGUCACCUCUUUUUUGACACCAGGUGUGCUAUAUACAGGUUGUGGGCAGGCAAGAUCUGAUUCCUCCAAGUACAGCAAGCUCUUUCCAGCAUGAUGAGGGGGAGAGAAACACACCACUUCCCAUGCAGGAUUUCCCAGUUCACUGUCAAAGCUGAGCCAUCUUCUUAUGGUCUUUAAGUUACAGUCACAGCUCCACCUAUUUCCGGAAAUAUCCACCAACACGUUUAAGUUCCGUAGAGACAGGUAGGCUGGGACAGGUAUGGUGGCCAGCAGGUUAUAGCUCACAUCAAGGACCUAGGUGAUAUAAUGGACACAUUAGCUAUUAAUUUGGUCUCCACAAAAUAUUUCAAAUAGAUUACAAGACAUGGUUUGUUACUUUUAGUUCUUGCAGGUCUUUAAAGGCUUCUGGGUGGAUGGUGUUAAUGAGGUUAUACUGAAGGUGAAGCUCAUUCAAGUGAGUACAACCAGCCAAGUCUGCAGGACCAAUCUCAGAGAUUCUGUUGUGGGAGAGCUGGAGCACCUUUAGGGAUUUAAUAUUUCCCAGUCCUAGAAUGGAGAAGUGAGAUUGACAUCUGAUUUUUUAUGUUUAGCAUACAUGUCUUUAUAUCUUCUGUGAAAUGACUAAAUGUGUCUUGUGUGGCACUGUAGAGUUGAGAUCCUCAAAUCCUCCUUUUGCCCUUGGAAUAUUCUUGUUAUGGCUUUACUCAUUUGAUGGUCAUGUCAGCAAAUAUGGUUUUACUUUGCGUUUAUGCACGACUGCUUGUAGUUUUUGUUCUGUCACUAUAGAUGGGUGCAUUAUAACGCAAACCUUCUGUGCUGUACCACUGUCUAUGACCACGACUACAUUUUAUCAAUACAUCCUGCCAUUUUUCACAGUAAAAAAGAUUUACAGUGUUAUACAUUGCAGGAUUUGACUGUAAUGUCAGAUGAAAGGUUAUCUAAGCUUGUACUACCACAAUCACAAGUCAUACAGUGAGAGAAAUUUAGGUAACACUUUAUUAGAAAAAUAUCUGCUUUGGGCCUUAAUAUCUCCGUUAUAAACUCCGACUCAUUCCCACAGAACACAUGCCAUUAAAAACUGGGUUUAUGAGAUACAAGACAUGCUGUGACACCUAGGACCAAAGGUAAUAAAUCCUUCCUUAAUAAAUUUCUUGCUUUUUAAAAAAUAAUUUUCCUCCUUUUCAAAAUGUAUGCACAGCAUUAUGAAGUGACAUCAUGUACCAAUUUUCUUGAAAUUAAAAAAAUGUAAUCAAAAUGAAUAAAACCGAUCCCCCUAUUUUCAUCUCUUCAGAUUUAUACACGGUUCUCAUACAUGGAAAUAAGGCUGUUUUCCACCCCACAUUUUUAACUAAUAGCACCAUAUUAAUGUUAGUCAUUUUUUUGGCGCAAAGGAGUACAUUAAUUAAACAUGAACAUCGUCACAGUUCUGAGAAUUGUGUAGUGAAAUAUAAAUAUAAUAGGGUAGCGAUUUAUAAUUACUGUGUAUAAGAGUAAUCUUAAGUGUUUGCUUUGUUGGUACUCAGAAUAAUCAUCUGCUCUACUGUUAAUACAGAUAGCUGCUUCUGUGUCCUCAUUUAUAGAUUUAUACUGUAUUUUGAGGUAGACUCUGGUGCAGCAGUGUUUCUGUGCAGAAAUUAAUGUUUUGGCUGUCAGUGCAUGAAAAAGAGAUGCUUUUAUUUUGAGAGCUGUAUUGACUGCUGAGCAGAACUGAGAACUGGUCAGGGGUUUAUUGGAGAAGAGUAGAAAGUCUUGUGCACACACACACACACACUCAAAAACAGCUAAAAGCUCACUGCCUCUGGGAAAAGCCGAGUUAUACCCCAGACCUCUUACAGGAUGUUUCCCAAAAACAUGAUGGUUAUGGGAUCAUUUUGGCACACUUCUUGUCGUUUAGACUGUUGUCGUCUCUUUUAAUGUCUCGAAGUUGUGAAAGCUGAUCCUGAUCUUGCCAAUAGGGAUGGAAAGCAACCAAAGCCCUUUGGCAUUAAUUAAGAGUCGUGUGGAAAAACAGACAGAACUCACCAGAGACACCAAAUGAAACCUUUGCAGAAAAUAGAAAAUAAACCCAUAUAUUGUGGAAAAUAAUUUGGGGAAACACCUGUCUGACACAGAAACAAAAUCGUAAAAUAUUGCUUUUAUAUAAUAAUCCUUGUUAUUGAAUUGAUGUAGUAAUGAUUAAAACUGUAACUGUGAACGGUGCCAAAUUGUAUGUUUAGUUCCCGGCACUGUCUACUACUGUACCUUAUUGCUCCAGUUAACCAUUUUAAACCUCCCAUAACCCAUCAGACACUCCAGAUUUAUAUUCCUCCCACUUAAACUAUAUCUCUAUGCCAUUUCUGAUAGUUUCACUGUUGUUAUUGAAUAAUUCAUUGUAGCUACUAGGAGUUAAUUUGUGUGAGUGGGAGCAACAACACAUAAAUUAAACAUUUAUGACCCUUCUUACUUCCUUAAUCCUGAUUUAAAAACCUGGUUAUUACUGAAAAUAUGCUUAUUAGAACAAAUAAAUAAAGAUGAGGCACAAUUCAGUUAUCCAGUGUUUGUGAUCAGGUUCAUGUGUUAAAGCUGUAUGUAAUGAUGUCAGUUAACUCCUAAACCAAUUAUUCCUGUUGGUAAUGUUGGGAUUCUUUGGUUUUCUAUUAGAUUAUGUAAAAAUUAGAGAUAUUCUCCAAUGAUGCUAAUAAACAUUGAAUAGUUCUAUACUACAUAAGCCCAUCUUUAUCUAUACCUCAAAAGGGAAAGAAGUAAUGUUCCACUUUGCCUGGGACGCACCCAUGUGAACACAUGUAUAACAAAAAGAACAUGAGCAAUACCGAGACAAAGAUAACCAUGGAAUGUGAUGAGAUGCAUAUCUUUUCUUUAUAGCCCCUUAUAAAUCACUGAAAUGAUUGUGCCCAGCCCUUUAACACUGCAUGGGAGAGGGGUGUUCUCACUGGUUAAACAACAUGAAGUGAUUCGCAUUACAGAAGAAAGGCCUAACAAUGAGAUGAACAACUUAAAUUAGUUUUUUAGAAUUUCUGUUUGUAUGUGCUAAUGACAGAGACACUCAAACAUUAUGCUUCAGUGUAAAUCAACCCCACAAACACCACAGUCCAGCUCUGACACAUAGAAACUACUGUAUAUGUUUUAGAAAAGGGCUUUACUGAUAUACGCCACCUUGCCUUCCAGUUAUUAAAACUGGCUUAUGAGCUGCUGUACUGUUUAUCUGACAAUAUCAAUUAUUUUAGAUAUAUUUACUCACCAUUCAUUUAAUUAGGAACACCUAAGGUACAAAUCCAUCCAGUUAUCCUUUCAGCCAAUCACGUAGCAGCAGCAUAAUGCAUAAUAUUAUUAUGCAGACACAGGUCAAGAGCUUUAGUUAUUCUGAUGUUUGAUGUGAACAUUAAUCAAAGCUCUUGACCUGAAUUCGCAUAAUAUUAUACAUUGCGCUUCUAAUAAACUGACUGUAUUAUAACUAUUACAAUACAGCUGAAUUACUAGAAACCUGUUGAAUUUUAGAUUUUGACUGGUCAAAAGAUGAAUAAUCUUCUAUAACAGCAGCUCUAGCAACUGCAAGGCAAAUAGUUAUUUUAUUUUUUAGAAGAGGAUUGUUUUCAUGUAUUUUUAAAGGUUUACAUUAAUGUACAUGUUCUAACAGAAACAGCUCACUCACUAUUAUUCUAAUUAACUUGAGAGAGAGAGAGACUGGUAAAGGUACUGUUUAUAGCUUUAUGUAUAUGUUAUUCUUUAAUAAAUAUUAAGAUGUAAUUUUUGGAAAAGGUGUAAGAGGAAUAAAACACUUUGAGCCAUGCUGUUUUAGGAGAGUAUUGAACUUCGGGAUUUAAUCACACUGGGUCACACCACCCCACCGGUCCCUGAUUAUUUUCCUAUAAAAGCAUGUCUCAUCAUAUUUAAUUCCACGCUUACUAAGUGGAAAUGACAUCACUGUUGCCAGAGUGGCACAGAUUUUUGGACCUGAUAAGGUUUCUGAAAUAUUCUGGGUGUGCCCGUGUGUGAGCGGGUGAAGUUCUCACCUCUUGGCAGACAUUUUAGCUGGUUUCUGUCAGCAGACAGUGACUGUAGAUCAGGUGCCCAGGACACACAUCUCUGUUUUCUUCUAGUCAGGGUCCUAGUUCCCACAAUUCCUUGGCUCCCUGAACACAUGGAUAGACUCUCCAGUGAAUUAUUUCCCACCCGCAAAUGCCAAAGCCCUGGCAAAAACAUGUGGCCUGCCCCAAGAGGAGCCAGAGUAUGUAAGGCAUUAUGGGAUAGAUCCAAGGCAGUGGUUGUUGCUGGGAUAUGUGAAGGGGCCUUGGGCAGACCCAGUGAGGCACAGUUGACGAGUAAAGUCUCUUCACAUAAGCAGGAAGCUGGACAGGCAGGGAUGGAGGAGAGGGUUUGUACCCCCCACAGCUGGAAAAACAGAACUGCAAUGCAGUGUACAAGGCUGGCCACUAACAUCACAGCAAACCCUGUAUAAUAUAGAGAUGAAAGUUUUGUACCAGGUCAGUAAGAGGUGCUGUGAUGUCAGUGUGCUUAAUACUUGAGAAAAAUUAUUGUUAAAUUAAAUGAUUUUAAUCAAGACAUCAUGUUCUUUUUAAUCACUAUAGUGAGAGGUGAUAUAUAUAUAUAUAAUGAUCAUAUAUGAAGUUUCUGUUUUCUUUUGUCAUUUUAAUGUUAAUAAUUCUUAAUGUUUGCCUUUACAAUAAAACAAUCACAAACCAAACCUCUCUUUAACCCUACAACCAUUUGUAUUAUUAGAAAAUAAAAGCAAUUUUCUUUCACUAACAGAUGUUGUGUAUAUAUUUAGGCUGUGAGAAUUUCUUUAAAAAAAAAAAAAAAAAUUAUUAAUAAAAUAUUUUUGCCUACCUCACACAGCGUUUAAAGCCACUUCAGAGACAACGCUGUAACCCUCGCUCAGUAUCGUGUCAUCCAAACACUUUUGCUUGUGACAGUGAAAUUCUUUGACUUUGUCUCGAACCCACCUAAGAUCAAAGUCUACAGUGUAUUGCUGAAGUACAUGAACACACACACGCUGUUGUAAAUAACUUACAAUCACGUGUGUAAGUUAAUUUCUUACUACGGUUUUGCUCCACCAAAGCAUUUUAAUAAUUAUAAAGUAGAGUAAAUAUAAAAUCAUAUUAGUAAAGCAAAUAAUCACCAAUCCAGAGAAGUUUUUUUAUACUCAAAUUGAUUUAUUCAAUGCAAACAUUUGAAUGAAAAAUGAAUUCCCUUUUAAACUGCAGCUGCUUGUAUGCAUGUAACACAAGUUAAUGACCAUUAGAGAAAAAAUAAAAUGCACCACGGUCAUCAUUUAAACACAUCGUUAAAAGAAAACGACAUCUUUCAAAUAAAUAUCACACAUGAAAACUACGAGCCAAAGUGUUAUUGUAUUGCACAAAAUAUCAAACAACUCAAAUACCAUAUGGUUUCUAUUUCCAUCUUAGCUGAUAGAUAUUAUUUAAAGCACAAAACAAAAAUUCUUAAAUGACCGACAAAAAUAAUUUUAUCUUUAAGUGCAUCCAUGCCCUUUUUUUUUAAAUUUAUUUAUUUAUUUAUUUAUUUUUUUGCAGCACACAAUGUUUUUAAAAUUCUAUGGCACUGUGAAUACAGUAAACCUGACCAGGCAUGACAUCUCAGAUGCACAUUAAAUCUUAAUGCCAUUCUACUAUACAUCAACCUUAUGACUGGAGGCAACAGCAGUUAAGCAGAUUAAGUGACUUAUGAGUACAGGGUUAAGCCACAUGGUGAACAGAUCAUCCCUUUUAACACAAUCUCUAUAUUGCUAAUACAUUUCGGUUUCUUGAGGAGGUGAACUGAGGUCUGUUUUAAAGUGAAUCCUGGACAACCGAGAAUCAUGAGAAAUUCGGCUGCCGACAUAGAACUAUAUAGAAAUAUCUCAGACACCCUGUGUAGUGCGUCAUGACCCACAAGGCUGCUGUCUGGAGUUUCCCUAAGAGCUUUUAUCAGUUUGCAGAUGCACCGUGUUCCAGAGAAAUAACGUGUUACAUUCAAAAACAAAACAAAAAACAAAACAAAAAAAAGAUAAUACUGCCUUUAAGAAAAAACAUCCACCAGAAAUUUUCAUCAAACCUCCAUACUGCAUGUACGGACAGCUAAAGAGCAAUCGGCUUUAAAAACAAUAAAAAUGCCAAGGUGAAUCAAUGAUAAAUCACCGGCAGCUCUUUGGCCAAGUUCUUACGUAAGAAAAAGGUGAGUGUUUGUGCAGGGUGGGGUUUAACGUUAUGAG